AUGUGUGCCCAAAAUUGUCCGUCUGGAAUCACGCCUCAUCCGCUUCCGGUUGCUCCUGUUGCUCGUCAUGGCCGACCGCCGGGGCGGAUGAGGAUUGUUCCUCUUUCCUUUCCUUCUCUUGCUUUGAUUCCAAAAUUGCACGGUAUAUGUGGAUGGUCAAUUGAGGAAUUAGGGAUUUGUGACUAUAAGUUUUUCAUGAAUUUUCUUUCAUAUUUCUAUAUCCGAACUGUUGGAUUGAAUACCUAUAAGACUUCACUAUAUGUUUAUCACAGCUGA
Messenger RNA from Lactuca virosa, 276 nucleotides. The record is from the annotation of a GenBank genome assembly. Lineage: Eukaryota; Viridiplantae; Streptophyta; Magnoliopsida; Asterales; Asteraceae.